Messenger RNA from Anoplopoma fimbria (sablefish), 492 nucleotides. Its product is annotated as protein FAM180B. Bases 1 to 492 code for a protein of 163 amino acids. Lineage: Eukaryota; Metazoa; Chordata; Actinopteri; Perciformes; Anoplopomatidae. The record is from RefSeq and is a predicted model, not a curated record. The transcript is spliced from 3 exons.
AUGAUUAUGAAAAUACGACUUCAAAACUGCCUUUGGGUCAUUUUGUGGCUUUUGUUUGUGCUGCAAGAUGCAGCUGCAGGCACAAGACCAACUGCUGAAAAAACUGUCUCAUCUGUCUCUGAUGCAAACCUGAUGUUUGAGAUCUUGCUGGGCGGAGUAGAGAUCGACCGGGACAACAACAUUGUCCUGCUCGACGCAGAGCUGGCAUCGAUGAGGCAUGGGCGGGCUUUUCUUUCUCAGAUCAAUGACGACAUUCCCAGAAGUGUGAGCUCCAUGCUGCACAUGGUGACCACACUAGAGGGUGAAAGGAGGGGACGUCCGCUGGCUCAGGAUCAGUUUGACAGUCUGGUCCUGAGCAUGGUGUACUCUGCCCAGCAAGCCUGGCAUCAGGAGAGAAACGAGGAACAAAAGGACUGGAGUGAAGUGUUCCUCCAGCUGGCAAACAUCACAGUCUAUGAACUACGUGGAAGCCAUCUCUUCAGUUAUGCAUGA